AUGACCGAAUUCACAGAGGCGGACACGAUCCGCAUCCUCGUCGCGACAGACAACCACGUCGGCUUCGAGGAGCGAGACGCCAUUCGCAAGGAUGACAGCUGGCGCACGUUUGACGAGAUUAUGAAUGCUGCUCGGCUGCAAGAUGUCGACAUGGUUCUCCUCGCCGGCGACCUCUUCCACGACAACAAGCCGUCUCGCAAGUCGCUGUACCAAGUCAUGCGGACCCUGCGCCAAAACUGCCUCGGCAUGAAGCCCUGUCCUCUCGAGUUCCUCUCCGACGCGGCCGAGGUCUUUGAGGGCGCCUUUACCCACGUCAACUACGAGGACCCGGACAUCAACGUCUCCAUCCCUGUCUUUUCCAUCCACGGCAAUCACGACGAUCCCUCGGGCGACGGUAACUUUUGCUCGCUCGACCUGUUGCAGGCGAGCGGGCUGCUCAACUACUUUGGCCGCGUGGCUGAGGCGGACAACAUCGAGGCCAAGCCCAUCUUGCUGCAAAAGGGUCUCACAAAGCUGGCUCUGUUCGGGCUGAGCAAUGUCCGCGACGAGCGCAUGUUUCGCACCUUUCGAGACCACAAGGUCAAAUGGUUCCGUCCCAACGUCCAGACUGGCGACUGGUUCAAUCUGCUGGCCGUCCACCAAAAUCACCACGCACACACCGCCACGUCGUACUUGCCCGAGAACGUACUGCCCGACUGGCUCGACCUCGUCGUCUGGGGUCAUGAGCACGAAUGCGUCAUCGACCCCACGCAGAACCCUGAGACGGGCUUUCACGUCAUGCAACCCGGCUCAUCCGUCGCCACAUCCUUGGUUCCCGGAGAGGCUGUCCAGAAGAACGUGGCCAUUUUGAGCGUCACGGGCAAAGACUUCUCCGUCGACAAGAUACCUCUCAAGACUGUCCGCCCGUUUGUCACCCGAGAGCUUGUGCUGGCCCAAGACGGGCGUUUCGAAGGGUUGGACAAGAAAAAGGACAAUAGGCAAGAGGUGACGCGGCGCCUGAUGGAGGUUGUCGAGGAAAUGAUUCAGGAAGCCAACGCCGAGUGGGAGGCGAUCCAAACAGACCAAGAGGCCCUCGAGGAGCGACCCUUGCCACUUGUCCGUCUCAAGGUCGAGUACAGCGCCUCCGAGGGCGGUCAAUUCGAGUGCGAGAAUCCGCAGCGCUUCUCCAACCGCUUCGUCGGAAAGGUGGCCAACACCAACGACGUCGUCUACUUUUAUCGCAAGAAGUCCUCGCUGCGGAAGGCGACUGCUGCCACGCCAGCGGAUGCUCUCGAGGCUAUGACCGAUGGCGGCGACAUGGUCAAGGUUGAGUCGCUCGUCCAAGAGUUUCUUUCCGCCCAGUCCCUCAAGGUUCUCCCCCAAGGCCCCUUUGGCGACGCCGUCAACCAAUUUGUUUCCAAGGACGACAAGCACGCCAUGGAGCUGUUUGUCUCUGAGCACCUCACCGGGCAGGUGAAGCAGCUUCUGGGUCUCGAGUCGGACGACGAGGACCUGAACAGCGCCAUGGACAUUUAUCGCUCAAGAAUCGAACAGCAGGUGGCGAGCGCGCCGCCGAGGCAGCGGGGCCAAAGGAAACGCAUGCUCAAGCCCAAACCCGAUACCUGGGAUAGCGAUUUUGAUGGCAACUGGGAAGACGAAGCCGAUGCGUGGGUGUAUGAGGAGCCCACACAGGACGCAACCCUCGAUGCGACGUCGGUGGGCCUGGGGAAAUCAUCGCGGGGACAGGGACGGGGGCGGAAACGGUCGAAGGCGACGACGAAAACCACAGCCAAAAAGCCGACGGCAAAGAAACCGCCUGCCCGAUCCACCCGGGGUCGCGGGCGCAAAGCCGCCGACGAGAGCGACGAGGCGGAAGAGGAAGAGGAAGACGUCGUCAUGGAGUCGGACGAGGAGGCACCGGCGCCCAAGCCUGCGCCCAAGUCUCGACGAGGCCAAGCUGCCAAGCCCGCGCCCGCGGCGAGGAGACAGACCCCGGCGGCGGCGACGAGGGGCUCAGCCCGGACGCGGCAGACGAUGCUCGACUUUUCGCAGGGGACGGCGACGCAGGCGCAGGCGCUGGAGAUUAGCGACGACGAGAUCUCGGAUGACGAGAAUGCCUUUGAGCCGGCGCCCGUAGCCACCCGGACCAGGAGACGAUGA
Hirsutella rhossiliensis is the source of this 2139-nucleotide messenger RNA. Its product is annotated as mre11 DNA-binding presumed domain-containing protein. The transcript has 5 exons. Gene Ontology annotation, cellular component: nucleus; Mre11 complex. The coding region runs from base 1 to 2139 and encodes 712 amino acids. Gene Ontology annotation, biological process: telomere maintenance; double-strand break repair via homologous recombination; meiotic DNA double-strand break formation. The record is from RefSeq and is a predicted model, not a curated record. Gene Ontology annotation, molecular function: manganese ion binding; DNA endonuclease activity; 3'-5'-DNA exonuclease activity. Lineage: Eukaryota; Fungi; Ascomycota; Sordariomycetes; Hypocreales; Ophiocordycipitaceae.